Colletotrichum navitas is the source of this 3070-nucleotide messenger RNA. Its product is annotated as kinase domain-containing protein. Gene Ontology annotation, biological process: peptidyl-serine phosphorylation; peptidyl-threonine phosphorylation. Bases 408 to 2576 code for a protein of 722 amino acids. The record is from RefSeq and is a predicted model, not a curated record. The transcript is spliced from 4 exons. NCBI's taxonomy places the organism in Eukaryota, Fungi, Ascomycota, Sordariomycetes, Glomerellales, Glomerellaceae. Gene Ontology annotation, molecular function: protein serine/threonine kinase activity; ATP binding.
CGGCGAGGUCAAAGUGAGCCGAACAUCCUUAAAGAUCACAACUGGAUCUUUCCAGUCGUAAGAGUACUAUAGAUGGCCCUUAUCGCCUCUUGCUAGAGAGUUAGAUGAUAUACCGGUACUAUGUCAGUCAAGAGUUCUUUAUUGAGUUUACCUCUAUAAUUUUGUUGUUCAAACAAAAGUACCUAUUCCCAAUUGACGGGCAUCAUUCAUAGUAAUUUGUGAUGGAUGCCUCUCGAUCCUUUGGCCCAAAAGUAUAUCAAAAAGCAACCCAGUGAGGUAUGGUGCUUUAAUCAUGCGAAUACUUUUAGCCCAGUCAUUUUCGUUUCAUUAAGUCUCGUCAGGACGGCAUCAUUGUGGCUCGAGCCUAGCUAAUCCCAUAGCAGAGCUUGAAUGGAAAUGAAACCGUAAUGAAUCGUAUUCGAUUGAUAGAGCCCGACGGCACUGAGGUCGACAUUGGAGACACCGGCAAUGAUCACGCCAGAAACCGUCCACACUUAGGGACCGUAGCAUCUUGGCGAAAUAAUGGGGGUCCACCGUCUACGAUACCGCAAGAUGCCCUACGAGGGAUUCCAUCGGACGGACAAACGGAAAUCAAUGAUCAUGGCGACACCGCACAGUUGGAAGCUGAGACCGCCAAGAGCGAGUCAAAAGCUCCUAAGUCCUCAGAAGACGACAUUUCGUACGUCGGCGGUGCACCUGGUCUCAGCGAUCAGGAACCCGGCAUGCCCUUCGAUGUAUCCGAGUCAGAGAGUGACCUCGACUAUGACGAUCUUUGGGAGUCCAUUGACGACCAGCUCAUAGAGCCCCCUCCAGAGAAUGGGAGGAAGUACCUUCCAUUGGACCAACUCCGCAAGAUAAUGGUCAAGCCCAGAGUUCGACAAGAAUUGAAGAAGUUAAGAGGCAUCGACCGAGAUACCAUUCACAGAUACGCCAAUGCAGUAUGCGAUACUACAGACUAUGGAACCAUGCAAAGGACGACGAGACACAAGAUGUUUGCCACUCUAGUUCAUAUUGAGCAUAUUGAGGCAUUGUCUAGUUUCAUCGACGAGAAGAUUCAUGACGUCCAUUUGCCAUUCACUUUGGAAAAGGGUCCGCGUUGGCAUUUAACAUACACUACGACAGACAGGGUGACCACUAAAAAAGUUACUGCCAUAUUUCAAGGAAGCUACAGUUGGACUAAGGCAAAGAUGGACUCGUUCGUUGAUCGCCAGUGGCUCUUUAUGGCUCCUUUCUUCGACAUGAAGGCGAACAAACCCCCCUUCUACCCGCUUGAGGCAAGAGUUGUGCUUCCUUUCCGCAAGGAAGAGAAAUGCGAUCCGGCAUAUGGGGGCUUUAGUACCGUGUCGAGGACGCAUAUACAUGAAGCCCACCACAACUCCAUGCAUGGCACUGAACCUUUUUUCGCAAUCAAAAAGCUUCACUCCUUAGACCGGGCGGCUUUCGAGCGGGAGCUUCAUGCAAUGAAGAAGUUCAACCGACAAGGUCAUCCGCACCUGAUGAAGCUUCUUGCUACAUAUCAGUAUCAAGAACAUUGGUAUUUUAUUUUCCCUUGGGCGAAUGGAAACUUGAGAGAGUUUUGGCAGCAGCAUGACACACCUCAACCAGACCACCAGCUCGUCGUUUGGAUUGCAGACCAAGUAACUGGUAUUGCGUCUGGUCUAAACUUGAUUCAACACCCUCCCAAAGACCCCACAUUAACUCAAGACGCGAGGGAUUCUGGUAGACAUGGUGACUUAAGACCCGAGAACGUGCUUUGGUUCAAAGAUCACUGCAAGGAUGAAAGCAUCAUCGGUAAUGGGGUUCUCAAAAUUGCUGACUUUGGCCUCACCAGCUACCACCACCACAGCUCCAGAUACGAUAACGCCAAAGGCUUGAGUUUUGCACAGACUUACAAAGCGCCCGAAGUGGAUGUGGCUGAGGAAGUUUCACAAGCUUACGAUAUCUGGACUUUGGGUUGCCUCUUACUGGAGUUUGUUACGUGGUAUCUCAAAGGUUGGCAGGGCGUAGAUGAAUUCUCCCGCGACCGGGCCAAGAAUGACGCGAAAGAAGACGAAAUCCCUCUGGACACGUUUUAUAACAUCAUCAUUGUGGAUGGUGUCAAACAAGCUGUCCUCAAGCCAACUGUCAAAGAGUGGAUACAGAAACUCCACGAUGAUGAAGACUGUUCAUCAUACUUUCAGCAGUUACUCACCUGCAUCUGCGAUAAUCUCCUCCGAAUAGAUCCCAAAAAGAGACAAAAAUGCCCCGAUGUGGCAAAAACGAUGAAACAAAUGGCUGGGGAUUGUAAGAAGAAUCAAGAAUACGCAGCUUCAGGUUACGAUAAACCGCCUAACAAGUCCCGCACGACGGGAAUUACUGGCUCUGACAAAACGGUUUCGGAUUACGGACACGCCGAAACAGAAUUCAACACUCAAACGGCGUUGGUUGGAUCCAGAUCUCCUUCUCCGGAAAGAAGCGAUGUUACCCACGAUUCUGGACUGCCAAACAGCACCAAAGGCCAUAAUGGCCGCGUGGUGUAUCCAAAUGCUUCGAUAGAGGAUUCGGUUGAAACGCCUAAUAUCACCACUAAAAGGUGAUAUCCAUUGAGCCGCAACCCGUCUUUAACAGCGGCGAUGAGAUAAAAUAGUCUAAUGCAAUCGAAAACAGAGGGGGAGAGGCUUCUAAAAGGAGAUGAGGUCAUCCAGCAGCAAAACUCUCUACUUUAUGGCGGAAUGGGUCCACCUUGGUUGAGACGGAUAUGCGACUAGAGAUAGUUGUCGCAACCCCAAACCACGUUUCUGUUGUUCAAUUGUAAUAUGACUCGGCUAUACAAGGGCAUCGCUUAGUGAUGUAAAGGCGGGAAGUUUCGAAUUGAUUUCGUUUUGAAGGAUUUUGCGUUUUCCAAGUUACUUCUUUAAGCUAGCAUCUGCUCAUUGUCUAUGCCAAUCCUUGCUUAUGAGUAACAGACGGCGGCGGCGGCGGCAGCGAGAUGCAUAUUAUGUUACCAGUUAGAGUAUGCACAUACAUAGUGGGGCAUAUGAGAAUGAGGAUAAGAAGGGCUUAAUUAUACGAAAGCAAAGGUAAAAAAGAA